Molecule: messenger RNA, 622 nt
Organism: Adelges cooleyi (spruce gall adelgid)
Lineage: Eukaryota; Metazoa; Arthropoda; Insecta; Hemiptera; Adelgidae
Product: cuticle protein 16.5-like
Exons: 2
Coding region: 78-449 (123 amino acids)
Source: RefSeq, a predicted model, not a curated record
GAGAGUAUCAGUCUUCAACUUGUCAACAAUCGUUACAUUCGUCGCAAACACCAAGACAACAAAACAAACCAAUCAACAUGAAAUUCCAAGUAUCUUUCGUUGUGCUCGCCAUCGCCAUGUGCUUCGCUGCCGCCGCCGAAGAAGCAAAACCGUCUUCAGCUCAGCCAGCUGCCGCCGCCGCCGACCGAAGCAAACGAGGCCUGCUCGCAGCCCCGUUGGUCGCAUCCCCCUACGCUGCCGCCUACGCUGCGCCAUACGCAGCUCCAUACGCUGCUCCGUACGCUGCUCCGUAUGCUGCACCCUACGUUGCUGCACCCUACGCCGCCGCCCCUUACGCCGCCGCUCCGGUGGCCGUUGCUUCCCCUUACACUGCCUCUUACGUCUCUUCCUACGGCGCUUACCCUUACGUAGCCAAGACUUUCGCUUCUCCGUACGCAUACUACCCGUGAAAGGAGCAAUAGAAAAUUACCGGACCAUCUUAGUCUGCCCAAAAGAUUUGUACGAAAAACCGAUUUCUUCACCACCAAAAUCAAUAUAAUUCUAACUUUAAACUCUUUAUGUGUUGUAAAAAUAUACUUUCAAGCCGUGUAAUUAUAUAAAUAGACAGAUAUAUUUUAUCGUA